AUGACCUCCCCGUCGGUAAAAUUGGUCCAAAUGGACCGACUACCUUUACCGGUAACGAUUAGCUUCAUUCGAUCCAAGGUAUCAGAAGGUGAAAGCUUCCAGAUCGGGAAUAAAAGAUUUAGAAAGGUCCUCUGUGUUGGUCGUAUAGAAUCGUGUCGCGCUGUGCGAAGCAUUGGAGCGCUUGAGUACGUUAUCAGCGAUCCGUCACCUGAUGGUAGUACUCCAAGCGAGAUCUCCGUCCUUUAUGUUGAUGAGUCUUACGAUGUUUCGCGGCCAACGGAGAAGUUUCCGCGUGGAACACUUGUACUUGUUCCUGGAAAACUAAUGCGUUUCAAGGGAAAUGUGGCGAUCCAGGCGUAUUCUAUUAGAGAAAUACUUUGCCAGGAGGAAUACGAUUGCUUGCGAAUGGAAGCAUUCCUUGCGGUGCAGUAUCACACCAAAAAUCCAUCUGGUCAGACGCCAGCACGACGUCCAUCAACAGGCUCUAAGCCUCGCCGGUCUUCGUCGACGGUCACGCCAUCACCGUCGGUUGCUGGAAAGCGAGUAGCUUCGCCCGCUGUUGUCUGUAUCUCUACCCCGAAAAGACCGAUCACUUCUGUUCGCUCGUCGUCCUCGAGUAGUCUACUAGAUAGGAGUGGAGGAGAUCUUGCCCAGAAUGGGAAUGUCGGUGCUGAAAGCGCGGCGCCGGCUCACUGUCACAGGAACAGCAGUUUGAACGAGGUUGGAAGUCAGGAUUCCUUUGAAGAUACUGUUUUUAUGAAGACAUAG
Cooperia oncophora is the source of this 768-nucleotide messenger RNA. Lineage: Eukaryota; Metazoa; Nematoda; Chromadorea; Rhabditida; Trichostrongylidae. The record is from the annotation of a GenBank genome assembly.